Messenger RNA from Hypoxylon trugodes, 1314 nucleotides. RefSeq lists its product as uncharacterized. The transcript has 6 exons. The record is from RefSeq and is a predicted model, not a curated record. NCBI's taxonomy places the organism in Eukaryota, Fungi, Ascomycota, Sordariomycetes, Xylariales, Hypoxylaceae. The coding region runs from base 1 to 1104 and encodes 367 amino acids.
AUGGCGUACAGCCUCGUCGCUGAAAUAUGGUCGGAACUGGCUUUUGGCAUGCUGGUAUUUGCCCUUCGAUUCUUUACAAGAUGGAAAUAUAGCGGGUUCCGUGGCAUGAGCUACGACGAUCUAUUCGCCGUAUUUGCAGUUACAUUUUGGAUUCUCGAAACGGUAUCUCUCUAUACCUGUAGUGCUUAUGGCAACAACAUCAAUCUCAGCGUGGAAUCCGCAUUGGCGGUUCCUGAUAGCGAAGUGCCUCGACUCAUCCUGGGAUCGAAACUCGCCUAUUGUGCUUGGAUAUUUUAUAUUCUUGGAAUUUGGACUUUGAAAGGCGUGCUACUUUGCCUUUACAAUAGACUCACCAUGGGACUUCAACAACAACGAUUUGUAUGGGUUAUGAUGGUUGUUUCUGUCUUAACGUUUCUGGCAAGCCUUCUCUGGCAUAUACUUUCGUGUUACCCAACCUAUCGGGCCUGGCAAAUCAAACCAUAUCCGGGUGAGUCAUGCACUCAAAGAAAAUGGAAUUAUGUUAUUAUCUGCGUUUUGGAUGUCGUAACCGACAUAGGCAUGAUGGCGAUUCCAAUACCCAUGCUAUUAAGAGCGUCUCUUACGGUGAGACGCAAAGUCUCGCUGGUUCUCUUGUUUGGAUCCGGCAUAUUCGUUAUGAUCUGCGCUGUCCUUCGAGCCUACUACUCCCUCGUUCUCAUCGAUGAUAAUACUGUCGCACUAGGAUGGGCUGCCCGCGAAUUCCUCGUCGCAGCUAUCGUGGUUAACGCACCAAGCAUCAAACCUAUUUUCAGCGACUUCAAGAAGAGAUUGACAGAAAACUACGCAAGUGGGAGCUGGAAAAGCGGCACCGGAUCGAAUGCUAUGUCCUCGGGACUUCCCCCCUAUAACGGCAAAAAUGAUAUCGAGAACAACACGGCAAUAACUUCGGGAAAUCACAAGCGAACACAAGCAUACAAGAUGUCCAGUAUCGGUCGCUCUCAGCCUAAGAGUGAAAGUCAAGAUCAUAUCAAUACGGCAACGGAUGCAGAUAACGAUAGUACGAAUAGUAACAUAGGUAAGGACGGUAUUAUCGUCACGACUGAGUUCAAAGUCUCUAGACGGUAAACGAACGGUUUUCGUGUUUGACGGAGGAUAAUAGCGCUCAAGAAAUAAAACACCGCCACGUCUGUGAGCGAUAGUUCCAAGCGUUGAUAUAUGUAUGCUAUUAAAAGCAUGCGGGAAGGCCUUGGAAACUAUUGUUUUCGACGAAUUCCUAUAAUGAUAAUAAUAGAAGGAAUUUACACCGCAAAUUACGCAGUGGCCCUCAAAUUUACG